AAUUUAUCUGAAACCACCACGCCCAGUCGCCACUUUUUGGUAUUUACCGAGAUAUUUACUCAUGGUGGCGAAUGUGGUGAUUCUUGUCUUCUUACUAUUACUACAAAUAAGUGUUUUCAUCCCAAAGGAAAUACGCAGUGCUGAUAUAUACAUAACAGUUGGUCCUACUGAUUCUGACAUCACUGUUCCUAUUUAUGAGACAGCAAGUUUUACUUGUGAAGGAGCUGGCGAUGAACUGAAUUGGAUAGUAGGGAGUGAUUCACUGACAGAAUCAGUUAAACAACAAAGAGAUAUAUUCUUUACUGAUCCUGCUGUUGGUCCUGGUAACUUAUCAUCAGUACUUACUAUCACUGGGUUACCUGAUAAUGAUGGGAUUGGGAUUGCCUGUCAGAUAAUAUCAUAUCCACCACUUGAACAAGUGUCCUCUGGCACUAGUACACUAGCAGUAAGAGGAAUAUCACCAGUUGAAGACAUACAAUGGUCUAAUGAUGAUCAGUUAUUGUCAUGGUCUCCUCCUUCUUUCUAUUCUGAUGAUAUAUUUUUAGGAGGUUAUUCUAUUACUACAUAUAAUGUACUAGUGAAUGGUAUCAGUUAUAUCAACACUACUGAUACUAGUGUAUGGUUGAAUACUACUGGAUUACCUUGUACUAAUGUUACUGUCAGUAUUACUGCAUCUAUUGGACAAUAUGUAUCACAAGGGAGAGAAUAUAAUUUUAGCAUUGCUACAAAUCGUACUAUUUAUAAAAAAAGUAUUACAAUGACUUUUAAUGAAUCAAGCCAAGCAUUUGUUGCUAAUCUUACUACCUUAAUACAUAGCAAUGUUUCGUGUAAGUAUACAAUAGUUAGUAGAGUUUAUCCUAAUGAAGGAAUGGAAAAAAGCACUCAGUUAGUUGAAGCAAAUGGAAAAGAAAAGAUAUUUUCAUAUGGAAUGGCUGGAUUAAAAACAUGUACAAACUAUACUGCUCAUAUAAAGACUUAUGAAAAUACUACUGUAUGUGUAGUUCAAUUUUCUACAUACAAUGUACAAGAUGUGCUAGUAUCUACUGAAGGGAAUGGAUCAGUUAGUGUACGGUGUGUGUUUGUAUCAGGAUCAACUGCUGAUGGAUGUCAUGUGAUAUUUACUGAUACUAGUAAUGGAAGGAAUGAAUCCCUUACCAUAUUAGGAUCUGAUAAUAAUAAAACAAUAUAUCUAUCAUAUAGUAGAACAUAUAAUGUAAUAGCACACGACAUUAUUGAUAAUGGCAGUAUUGCUCCAUGGACUUGUGUACAACCUAAAAAAUUCAAUGUGACUAUCAUACCAUCCAUUAUUAGCACCACUAAUUCUGUUGAUUCAAUGUCUUCUAAUAUAAAUGAUGUUCUUAUGUCUCCAUUACCUUCUCCAACUGACAUUACUGAGGGAACUGAUGAUGGCCCAUCACCUGGUUCAGAAACUGGUAGUAACUCCAAGUUUUAUAUCAUUUCUGGAGUGAUUUCUGGUGCUAGUUUAUUGGUGAUACUCAUAGUAAUACUCAUAGGGGUAGCAUUGUUACUGAUGUGUAAGAGACGAGCUCAGGUUGUUUCAGAUUCAGGAAUUGCUACCUGUCAUCAGCCACAAGCAGUGAUGAGUCAUUAUGAGAUACAUGAUCCUAAUGGAUCAGUAGCUAUUGAUAUGUCAAAUGAUGAAAGGUCUUCAGCUCCAACAACUGAACCAGUACAAAGGAAUAUAGUGGAUCAUUAUCCUACUGAUAAAUUACUAGCUAUUAAGAGACAAAAACUAAAUAUCUCAUCGCCAUCACAUAGCAUUGGCUCUGUUGAUUCACCUUCGAACAGUACUACAGUGAUACAACAUGAUGAUGAGACAACUGGCAAUACUGGUCCUACUGUUACUCUUAGUAGCAACACUGCUACUUAUGCUGAUAUUGGUAGGAGGACUGAUACUGCUAAUGUACAUGUACCACCACCUACUGUUGAACGUGUUGAAUAUGCUUAUGUUGCUGGAGAUAUUAGCAAGAGCGGUGAGGUUAAUACUUACAAGGUUGAAGGCAUUUGUGAUGAGGAUUCAAAGGUUUCUUCUGAUUUUGUCAUUAAACACAGUGCUGUUGCUGUGUCAAAUACUGACUCACCUCAGGCUUCACCAUUUGAAGUUGAACAAUCAAAAGAUGAUUCAUCCAGUCGUUGGUUUGAAUACCUCUUUGAUGGUAAUAAUGAGUCUACUCCUCUUCCUGUCUGGAUAUUCCCUCAUCAACCACAUAGAGAUAACAAUAUUGCAGCUGCUACUUCCACACAAGAUGGAGAAAAGAUUAUUCUUUGUUAUGAUGAUUUGGCUAUAAUGCCUCUUGAAAACCUUGACGAUACUUCUGGUGUGAUGAUAAUUCCUUGUAGACAACUACAGCAACUGGAAGUAGAGGAAGAAAUAAAUAUUGAAGUAUCAGUGUGUUAAGAAGAAGUGCAAGCUUUGGCAAUAAGGAAAGACAACAUUAAUAUUGGAUAGUUUUAAAUGUACAAAUAAAUGAUGCAACAAAACGACAGUAUUAGAUCUAAUUACUCUGAUACUAGUAAUUCUACUACUCAUUUUAAAUUUGCUUUUUUGUAUUUUUGCAAUAUAAUCUGAUUGAAUUAAGAAUGUAA
Messenger RNA from Amphimedon queenslandica, 2607 nucleotides. RefSeq lists its product as uncharacterized. NCBI's taxonomy places the organism in Eukaryota, Metazoa, Porifera, Demospongiae, Haplosclerida, Niphatidae. The record is from RefSeq and is a predicted model, not a curated record. Bases 62 to 2419 code for a protein of 785 amino acids. The transcript is spliced from 13 exons.